Molecule: messenger RNA, 365 nt
Organism: Vitrella brassicaformis
Lineage: Eukaryota; Vitrellaceae
Source: the annotation of a GenBank genome assembly
CUAACGUGGUCGGAAACUCCUCGAAGUUAGCUUCGUAUCCGGCAGCAUUUCUGAACCUGCAGUGAGACAAUCACAUGCACUCGUAGAGUUGGCCGUCUUGUGAUAUGUCCCCUCACGUACUCAACCACUGAGGCAGCUAUCGCCUUCUCCUCGCGACCAUGCGUGACGUCAGGGGCGCCCUCUCCACCGCCCUCUGAAGCGAAACAUCCCUUGCUGUAGUCGUCAAUGGCAAUCGCCGUUGUCGUGUGUGCUGUGGAAGUGGAGAGCAUGGACCGAUAGGGCGGAAUGCGCUCAUGGGCCUGCUCUGCUGCCGUCGGGACGCACUCCUCAGCUGCCCCCUUAUCUAUGCUCCGAAUCGGUGUCAU